GCCCACAGCUGAACACGGGGUUGAAGGCGGAAGUAUUUGCUCAAGAUUUGAAUUUGACCUUAAAAAGCACAACAAUACAUGCUGUUUAAAUGUGUGCUGCAGAAGGGUUAUUGUGACUUAUUUAAUUUCUGAGAAGUUCCCCGGACGUUGCCAUUGCCACGACCCCUGGCCGUUGUCCCAAUGGAUCCUAAUCUGUUGUUUUGGAAAAGCGAAGGACAGUCGUUCUUUAGUCGGAUCAAGAUCUGGGUUAAUAUCCUUGAUCCCACUUCCCUUCUUUCCUCUGAUGCCAAAAUAGAGAGGGCUCAUGGUCUGCUUAGAGGUGGACAGAAACUAGAUGAUUGGAAUGAAGAAGCAGUCACCCUAUCACUUUCAUCUGUCCAUGCUGACUCUGGUGAUGUUCUUCCACUUAUGCUCCGCCCUGCAGCAUUUUUGUCUGCAUCAGCACCUCUGGUGGUCGCCAGCUUUUUGCCUCACACCAAUGUGAAAUAUGCUCUGCUCUGGCAGUUUUUCCUGCAGAGUUACCAAACUAGGUUCACCCUUGCAAACAGAAAUUCUUCAUCAGAAAAGAGUAAGAAGCUGUCUUCGAGGCAGCUUCUGUUGAGCGCUGGAACCGUUUGCUAUGCAACAUGUGCAGGGUCCCUUCCUCAAAUUAUGAUUUAUAAACUUGGUGUAAGUAGUGAAGUAAUCAAGGCUGUCUUAAGGACCAUGCUACCAAUCCCUCUCUCAGCUGCUGUGGCCUUCAUCAGUGUGUACACUGUCAGAAGUGAAGAGUCACAAACUGGGAUCCAAGUGUUUGAUUCUAAUGGAAAUCUGGUCGGCCUUUCUAAAGCAGCGGGACACAAGGCUGUGAAGGAGACUGCACUGUCAAGAGCAGCGCUGUUCGGUACAACCGCUGCUGUCCCUUCCCUCCUGAUAACACUCUUAUGGAGAACAAGAGUGAUCCAGAAGAGCUCUGUGCUGAUCGCUCCUCUCCGUUACAUGAGUGUUGCGAUGGGUUUUGGCUUGAUGAUCCCCGUCUCGUUCAGUCUCUUUCCACAGCUGAGCACGAUAAAGAAGGAAAACGUGGAAAAGAACCUGCAGGAGGCAGCUUGCGAAGGACUGUUAUACUACCAUAGAGGACUCUGAGGACCUAUAAAUACACAAAUCUACCAAAACACAUGUUGCUAUUACUCGCUAGUAUUAUAAUAAAUCUCUUCUUUAGCAUCAUGCAGCUGAAAAUGUACAACGCAUGUAACACACUCAAAGAUGCCCAAUGGAAAAAAUACAGUUUGAGAGAUUAAAACGCUUAUUUUUUAUAUUAAAUGUAUUCAUCUGGAAUAUUAAUUGUAUUAUACAUAGGAAAUAUUACAUGAAUUCAUUAUAAUACAUUUAUUUUCCAAAGUUAAAUUUGCAUUUAUUGCACUGUGUGUCUGAGGCACAAAACCAUCUUUUUGGCAAUGUGCUUAAAGCAACAGCGCUAGCCGCUAACUCAACGUGGAUAAAAAGAAAACGUGGACAAUAAGACACAUGAUUCAGUAUAAAUCAAUAUGGACAUGGAAACACUAAUAUUUGAUCAGCUGCAUUUUGAUGAACACCUUUUGAUAAAGUUUUUUAAAAAGCCUUGUACAUCACGAUAUGCUUGUUUUUAAGUAAUUAGUAAAAUACAAAAUGUGAGUUAAAAAAAUGAUAUAAACACACACAUUAUGAUCCAAUAACCACAAAUGUAGUUUCUAUCAAUAAGCUCUUUAAUAUUAAUAAUAACUGCAUUUCAGCUGCUGCGUAUUUAUAUCUCUUUACAGCGUUUGCACAAUAUUCCCAUAAAGGCAUGUACGUGCCGCUUUGCACUGUGGGAGCUCAAAUCUGGGAGGAUUAUUAGAUGUACCAGCUGAAAAGUACCAGUUUAUUUUCCUCCGUUUCACACAGUUAGAGAAAAACACUGUAGAUCCUUAUUGUCCUUAACUACUGAUUUCAAAAA
Notothenia coriiceps (black rockcod) is the source of this 1954-nucleotide messenger RNA. It is a transcript of the gene sfxn4, whose product is annotated as sideroflexin 4. NCBI's taxonomy places the organism in Eukaryota, Metazoa, Chordata, Actinopteri, Perciformes, Nototheniidae. Gene Ontology annotation, biological process: mitochondrial transmembrane transport; monoatomic ion transport. Gene Ontology annotation, molecular function: monoatomic ion transmembrane transporter activity. The transcript has 14 exons. Gene Ontology annotation, cellular component: mitochondrial inner membrane. The record is from RefSeq and is a predicted model, not a curated record. Bases 181 to 1125 code for a protein of 314 amino acids.